This is a messenger RNA of Pseudonaja textilis, 4463 nucleotides long. RefSeq names its product DnaJ heat shock protein family (Hsp40) member C3 (gene DNAJC3). The record is from RefSeq and is a predicted model, not a curated record. Lineage: Eukaryota; Metazoa; Chordata; Lepidosauria; Squamata; Elapidae. Gene Ontology annotation, cellular component: endoplasmic reticulum. Gene Ontology annotation, biological process: protein folding in endoplasmic reticulum. Gene Ontology annotation, molecular function: misfolded protein binding; protein-folding chaperone binding.
CACCCAGGGGGAUCCUGGUUUAGAACGUUAAAAGAGUUUCCAGAGUUCUCCGAGGUAAACUUUCCAAGCGGGUUCGGUGGUUACGCGCGCGGGAGAGUCUGCGGGCCGUCAUGGUUUCUCCCCGGAGUUGUCUUCACAAGCUCGGCUCGACGCUUCCGUUGCUGUUGGUGCUCUGGGAUCUCCACUAUGAAGGAGUACAAUGUGGCAUAAAUGCAGAAGUGGAAAAGCAGCUUGAAUUGGGGAAAAAGCUGCUGGCAGCUGGGCAGCUGGCAGAUGCUUUGUCCCAUUUCCACGCUGCCAUAGAAGGAGAUGCCGAUAACUACCUUGCUUAUUACAGAAGAGCCACAGUAUAUCUAGCCAUGGGCAAAUCAAAAGCUGCCAUUCAUGAUUUAAGCAGGGUAGUUGAAUUAAAGCAGGAUUUCACAUCGGCACGACUACAAAGAGGCCAUUUGCUGCUUAAGCAGGGAAAGUUGGAUGAAGCUGUAGAAGAUUUUGAAGGCGUGCUCCUGUCUAAACCCAGUGAUAAAGAAGAAGGAGAAGCCCGGGCUCAGUUGUUGAAGUCAGAUGAAGCUCGGCAGCUGCGUUCCCAAGCACAGUCUGCCUUUCUCAGAAAAGAUUACUACACUGCUAUCACACUCUUGGAUAAAAUUCUAGAAGUUUGUGUUUGGGAUGCGGAUAUGCGGGAACUUCGAGCUGAAAGCUACAUUAAUGAAGGGGAGCCCGGGAAGGCGAUCAGUGACUUGAAGGCUGCUGCCAAAUUGAAGAGCGAUAACACUGAAGCUUUCUAUAAAAUCAGCACAAUAUACUAUGAAUUAGGGGAUCACGAGAUGUCCCUAAGUGAAGUGCGGGAAUGUCUGAAACUGGACCAAGAUCACAAGGAGUGUUUUUCUCACUACAAGCGAGUAAAGAAGCUCAACAAGCAGAUUGUUUCAGCAGAAGAGCUCAUCCAGGAAAGAAGGUAUCAGGAAGCCACUGAGAAGUAUGAGGCUGUUAUGAAGCUGGAGACAAACGUUCCUAUCUACACUACUCGAGCCAAAGAGAGAAUCUGUCAUUGCCUUUCAAUGAAUCAACAGACAACGGAAGCCAUUAAUGUUUGCACAGAAGUUCUGCAGCUCGAGCCAGAAAAUGUGAAUGCCCUCAAAGAUCGAGCUGAAGCAUACUUGCUAGAAGAAAUGUAUGAAGAAGCUAUCCAGGACUAUGAAACUGCUAAACAAUACAGCGAUAAUGACCAGCAGAUUCUGGAAAGCCUUGAGAAAGCCCAGCGGAUGCUCAAGCAGUCUCAAAAAAGGGACUACUAUAAAAUCUUAGGAGUUAAAAGGAAUGCUAGAAAACAGGAAAUCAUAAAAGCCUACAGGAAGCUGGCAAUGCAGUGGCACCCAGAUAAUUUUCAGAAUGAAGAAGAGAAGAAGAAAGCAGAGAAGAAGUUUAUUGAUAUUGCAGCUGCCAAAGAAGUCCUCACAGAUCCAGAAAUGCGGAGUAAGUUUGAUGCCGGAGAAGACCCACUGGAUGCCGAGAGCCAGCAAGGGGGAGGUCACCCUUUUCACCGAUCUUGGAAUUCCUGGCAAGGCUUUGACCCUUUCAGUUCCGGGGGACCUUUCCAGUUUAAAUUCCAUUUCAAUUAGAACUGCUCGACUCUUAUUAUUGUAUUUUUCCUUUUGCAUCUGGCAAUCUGUAUUUUUUUUUCUAGAUAACUUAAAAUUACCGUCUAGUCUUUGAACAGUAAUGAAAGCCAGGGGUGGGGUUUUUUGGGGUGAUAGUUCAAAAGGGAUAGCAAAACCCAGCCAUAUCAAUAAUACCAAACUGUUUGAUAGUUCCGGGCCUCCAACUCAAGACGAACCCAUGUUUGAGAAAAAACUGACUCAAAAAAGCACUUUAAAGUUUACUAAACCAUUGGGGCCCUUUUGUGGAAAUUAAUCCCUUGAAACAGCAAAAUUUACUCCCACUUUAGUUACCACAAGAGGAAAUGCUAAAGUCUAAAGUGACUGUUGGAAGUAUGACAUGUCUGCAAGCUAUGACAAUUUACAUCAUACGGACAUUGGUCAUUGUAGCCAGCUUGUAGAGAGUUUAAGUUGUUCUGAUUAAUGUUACAAGGACCAUUUUCUCUGAUUAAAACCUCUCCUGGUUGCUUUUAAAGAAUUAAACAGAAUUAAAAUUUUAGCCAGGGUGCAGAGAACCAUUUUCCAUUGAAAAUUUGCUUGACAUUUGAGCAGGACUGAGAUAUUGGCUGGAAUAAGUAGAACUUUGUUUUGCUCUUGAAGAUAAUUCUUGUUUUAAGGGUGGUAGAUGAUCAUCCUCUUCACAGCUACUAUAUGCAUGUCUGUUGUUGCACAGACUAAUAACUCGUGGAUCCAAUUGAAAGUGUUUUCGUGCAACCGAAAUCUGAUAUUGCGGACUGUUUUCCGAACGGAGCUGGAGUCAUCUUGGGAUGCAAUAUUGAACUUGCCCUUCUUUCACAUCCCGUCUUUUUCCAGAACGUGGUUUUGAACACUUAUCAAAAUGAUAUUCAUCUUUCACCUCGCUUGUUUCUCAUUAAUAACACAUGUUACGCCCCAGUCUAUUUCAAUGCAAGUCUCCAAACAUCUGAAAAAUUAGUGGUUGAAUCUCACUAGCUUUUUGGGUGUGAUGUUCUUUAGGAAUGCUUUUGAAACGAUUUGGAUUUGUCUCAAAACAUGCCACGAUGGACGCUUGUUGAGUGAGCAUUCAGACAAAAAGCCAGGACCUACAAAGGUCUUUCAUGUUUCUCUCCUCAAGAAUGACUCCAGAAAUGCUGGGAGAGUGAGUUGUUACCUAUUAACAAAUCAUCCUUGUGUUUUGGACAGGACUGCAUAAAGUGCCAUGGUUAGAAUGGGGGUUGGGGGAAAGUCUUCGCUUUCUUUGAUCCAAUCCGAUCAGUCCAUGUACAGGACGUGGUUUGGGCUGCAUUGAUGUUGCCUGAGCCACUUGUGCUAGGCAUGUGCAUGGAUUGAUCCAAAGGUUUGGCAGUGCUUCUGGAUCAAUUGAAAUCAAACAUUGCCUUGAAAGUGUUGCUAGAAUAAAUCAGGGGGCGGGGGGGGGGGGAAUAGAUUCUGUGAAAACUAUGGUGUUUUUUUGAAGGUAACAAAAUACUAAAUAGUAUUCAACGGUAGCACAUAGUUGUUUUAAUUGCUUUAAAUCCUGAAGUUUAGGUUUUGGGGGGCCUUUUUUGACUGUAUUGGGGGUGGGAGGGAUAGGACAAGUUGAAUUCUGAACUUAACAAUUGUGCCAAGCCUUAAUUUGUUUCUACGCCAAAUAAUGAAUAGUAAUUGUUUAUUAUGCUGCUGUUCCUAGUGAUUUCGAGUAGACUUGGGGGAAAUUUAAAAAAAAAAUGUAUUCCUUUGGAAAUUAAAGAAGCAGUUUAAAAAUCAGUUGUUCUCAAUUGCUACCAUAAAGCAUCCGUGGAAUUAAAUGGCUCAAAUAUGGAAAAGAAAAUGGGAAUUUUGUCUUUGCAAAAUAACUUUACUUAAGCAGUAUAUUUUACAACCACAAAGAUUAAUAUUUCUUUUUAAACUUUACUACUUUGAAAUCUGGAAGCUCUUUUGUGUCAGUGUGGUUUUAUAUUAAAUUGACGGCAUUGGUGUACAUGUGUUAUGUCUGAAAUCUGAUAUUUAAAAUUACGUUUCAUCAAAACCAGUUACAUAUAAUGAUCAAAAUAAUUAUUGCCUCUCUUAAUGGGACAAUGUUUGGAACCCAGUCUUCUUCAUAUUGAACAGAAAUGAGACCAAAGUAAUGGUAAAUGUUUCCUAGGAAGUACACAGUCCUUUGCCCGUUAAUAUAUGACGUGAUAAUAUAGGGGAUCUACGGCCAAGUCUUCCCUUUGACAGGAAGCUGUGGUCUGUAGAAGAGUGGUCAAAGUAAUAAACUCGUCUUUUGAUGUAAUUUUGUGGCAGGCUAACAGUUGAUCUGUUUUGCUAUAUUUUGUAGUGGGAGGUUGCAGUACUUGAUUCCAAAUGGAUACUUUGUCUAAUUGGAAAAAGAAAUGGCUGCUUUCAAAGAAACAGAUAAGACAUUUUGGUGUGUGCACACCAGUCUCUUUUCUGAAUGGUUCCCACAGUUCUGCGUCACCCUCCUUUACAACUAAGAGUUAGCCAGCAAACUUAAGCUGGAAGCUCAAGAGCAGGGUUUUUCAGUACAAAACUGAAGGAGAGAUUAAAGGCCAAUGAGAGUUAAUCCAAAAACAGUGUUUAAAGGCAUUAGAGCUCAGGAGUUCUUUUUUAAAUUAACCUGUACUGGGGGCUGAAAAGGUUUGUUUCUUUUUAUUCCCGAGAUCAUCAGUGAGCCCAGCAAGGCUGAGAUAGUUAAAUACUACCAUGGAAGAUAAAAUAUAUUGAGGAAGAUCCUUUAAGAUCAUAGAAAACACAAGACACUAAGACAGGAUUCCUCAUUAAUAGAUAUUUUUUCAUAAUGGAGAAAAAUCAAUGAGCAUUCUAGAAGAAUCAGUGAAUUUU